UUCUGCCGGCGCUGCUCCUCCUAAUGCUCUUCAAACUCCUCCUCCAUCUCCCCCGCGUCUCCUCCGCCUUCUCCACCCUCCCGACCUCCGCCAAAUGGCGGGCCGACCUCAAGAAACGAUCCCUCGCCGACCAGGUAUCUUCCCUUCUCCUCCACCGCAACGACUGGAUCCCCCUCCUCCUGUCGAAGCCCUCCCUCCUCCCCAAACCCGCUACCCCCGACGACUUCGUCCGCCGAAUUCUCUCCAACACCCGAUCCCACCCUCGAAUCUCCCUCCAGUUCUUCGCCUGGGCGCAAUCCAAUCUCGGCUUCCGCCCCGGCCUCCGAUCUCUCUCCGCUAUGGUCCUCACACUCGUCGAAUCCUGCCUCCUCGACGACGCGAGGCGGCUCCUCGAUCCCGUCCUCGCGUCCCUCCCGUCGCAGGCGGUGAUCGAUUCCCUGGCGUCCGCCUCCCACUCUAAGGAUUCUCGUUCUAGGGUUCUCAAUUUUGUCAUGGAAUCCUACUGCCGUUCCGAUUUGAUUGCCGGUAGCUUGGAAUCUUUCAGAAAAAUUGUAGCUUUUGGGUGUCAGAUCACGACCUGUAGCUGCAAUGCUCUUCUUGAUGCUUUGUGCACGUCGGGUGGGGAUGGGAUUGGGAUGGCGCGGUGUUGUUACGCCGCUGCGAUGCGCAACGGCGCCACGGCAGAUUCUCGCACCUGGUCGCAGCUGGUUCGGCUUCUUUGCAUGGAAGGGAAGCUCGAAAGGGCCGUGGUGUUGUUGGACUCAGGAGGGCCCGGGGUUUCAGGUUAUGAUCUGGUUAUAAAUUGUUAUUGCAAGAAAGGGGAUUUCGAAGCUGCUAUUGGCCUCUUGACUAGGAUGCACGAAAUCAAUCUAAAACCAAGGUUUCGUACUUACAGUGCUAUCCUCGAUGGUGCUUGUAGACAUGGUGAUGGCCGGCUCAUGGCUUUCAUGUUAAGAGUGAUGGUGGUGCAUGGUUUCCUACCAACUGUUCCUUGCUUGGAAUACGAUCGCAUUAUUAACAGAUUUUGUGAAAUGGAGAAGAGCUAUGCAGCGAAAAUGCUUUUCGAUAGAGCUAGAAUUCAAAAUAUUGAAUUAGGGAAAGGUGUGUAUGUUAGUCUGCUCAAGGCAUUGUCCAAUGAAGGAAGGGUGCAGCAUGCUAUGGAACUCUAUGUGAUCAUGUCAGAAAAAGGUAUCAAAGUGAAUCCUAGCAGUUGUAGUGUUUUUCUUACUAGUAUUUGUAAUGGAGCGCCAUCAAGGGAAGUGGAUCAGGUGUUAGAAGAUGCCAUCAAAAGAGGGUAUGCACCUAAGAUCUCUGAUCUUUCAAAAUAUAUAGCGGCACACUGUAGCAAGGCUAUGUGGAAGGAAGCUAAUGUUCUUAUUGAUGCUGCUGUGGAAAAUGGUAUCGUGUUGGAUGCCUUUUGUUGCGACAAGUUGGUCAAGUACUAUUGCACAAACAGGCUUGUUGAUUUAGCAAUGGAAUUGCAUUAUAGAUUGAAGAAAUUGGGUGGAUAUCUUGAUUUAUGCUCAUACAAUUUGCUCCUCAGAGCACUUUUCGGAGAAAGAAGGAUCGAAGAAGCUGUCCAAGUUUUUGAUUAUAUGCAAGAAAAGAAUGUCUUGGAUAGUCAUAGUUUCGUGAUUAUGAUUUGUGAACUUUGUCAAAUAAAGGAUAUGCGGAAGGCCAUGAAUCUGCAUGAUGAGAUGUUGAAGCUUGGCUAUAAGCCUGAUGAUGCCAGUUACAAAUCUCUAAUUUCUCAUUUUUCAUAAACAAGUCAAUGGGCCUGUUAUUAUCGUCAGUGAAUUAAGAAAGUAGUUUCUGUAUAGUCUGAGUUCUUCAAAUAUUAGUUUCAGUUCCCACUAUCUGAAUGGAAUAACUUAAA
Musa acuminata subsp. malaccensis (wild Malaysian banana) is the source of this 1876-nucleotide messenger RNA. The record is from RefSeq and is a predicted model, not a curated record. Lineage: Eukaryota; Viridiplantae; Streptophyta; Magnoliopsida; Zingiberales; Musaceae.